AUGAGAACCCAUUAUGGUGGUUUUGAGGAAGUUGGCGCCACAGCAGUUGAUUGUAAGAACUUCAAGAGAGAUAUUAAUGCUUACAUUGGUAAACACGAUGCUGAAAUGGUUGUUUCUCGUUUGAUGGACAAGAAACGUUAUUUACCUGAUUUUUCAUGUGAGUAUCUCAACGAUGAGAAAGGUGAGCUUCGUGGUCUGUUUUGGGCUGACGAAGAAAUGAAGCAUAAUUAUAUGCAAUUUGGGGAUGUUAUCGCAUUCGAUUCCACGUUUCGUUCAAAUAAAUAUGACAUGGUAUUUGUCCCUUUCACCGGUAUAGAUAAUCAUCACAAGAACGUUACCUUUGGUGCUGCUCUGUUAGCAUCGGAGACUGCUGAGUCAUAUAAUUGGUUAUUAUCGGCUUUUAAAAAAUGUUAUGGACGGGAACCACGUGUAGUUGUUACUGAUCAAGACCCCGCGAUGAAAAAGGCGAUACGGGAGGUGUUUACUACAAGUCGACACCAGCUGUGCAUGUGGCACAUCAUGAAAAAGGUUGCCGAAAAGGUUGGGCCGACGUUGAAGAAAGAUAAGUCUUUUAGACAACGCAUUUGUGACAUUGUUUGGACUGAUGCAAUUCAGCCGGAGGACUUUGAGGAAAAGUGGAAAGAAAUCAUGAGUGAUUUUCAUUUGACUGGAAACAAAUGGUUGUCCGAUAUGUAUGCAAUUAGGAAUGAUUGGAUCCCUGCUUAUUAUCGUCACGAGAACAUGUCAGGUUUGAUGCGAACAACAUCUCGUUCAGAGAGCGAGAAUCGUUUUUUUGGGCAAUUUAGACGCAGCAGUCAUACCCUUGUUGAAUUCAUCAGUCAUUUUGAAACGACAAUUGAGUCACAACAAUACAAGCACCGGAAAAAUGAUCACGACACAAGGAAUACAACUCCAGAUUGGGUUACGGAUUUAAAUUUUGAGAGAGAAGCUAAUGAAAUAUAUACCAGGAAUAUAUUUAACGAUCUUCAGCAUGAGUUACUCCUCAGUGUUACAGAAUCACACUCUAUGAACGUUGAACAAGUCGGUGAAUUUAUUAAGUUUUCAAUUAAGGAUUUAGAUGUUGAAGGUUCAGUCUUGCGUGAGGUGCUUUUUCGAGAAGAUGAUAUGGAAAUAAAAUGUAGCUGUGGUAGGUAUGAACAAUAUGGUGUGCUAUGUAGGCACAUUUUUUUGGUGCUAAAGAUGUCUAAGGUUGAAACUUUUCCCAAAAAAUAUGUUACGCGAAGAUGGACGGGAGAUGCUGUCCCAAGGAAGACUGUUACGUCAGUUAAGGAGAACGCCGAAGCUAAUCAGACAGUGGACGGUGUUAAUAAAGUUGUACAUGAAAUUAUGAUUGGGACUGAGUAUAUUGUUGAUAAAUUGUCAAAGGACAUGGAGAAGCUGGCGUUGUAUAGAGAUAAAGUUAAAGGAGAUAUUGCUCAACUAGAUGAGAUUUGCGGGUCUUCUCAACCUAUACAGAAGAAGGACAGAAUUGCUACUUUGCUUGGGUUUAAGCAACCUGAUAAAGAUACUGUUCGAGCUCCGGUUGGUAUUAGAACUAAGGGGUGUGGUUUUAAAAAACGGAUUAAGUCUACUUUUGAGCAAGUUUCUACUAAACAGCCAAGGAAGCAAAGGACAUGUGGUAUAUGUGGUUCUCACGAGCACGACAAAGGUAAAUGUGAUAAAAAACCGGAAGCAAGUUGA
Helianthus annuus (common sunflower) is the source of this 1701-nucleotide messenger RNA. Its product is annotated as protein FAR1-RELATED SEQUENCE 5-like. The transcript has 4 exons. NCBI's taxonomy places the organism in Eukaryota, Viridiplantae, Streptophyta, Magnoliopsida, Asterales, Asteraceae. Bases 1 to 1701 code for a protein of 566 amino acids. Gene Ontology annotation, biological process: regulation of DNA-templated transcription. The record is from RefSeq and is a predicted model, not a curated record. Gene Ontology annotation, molecular function: zinc ion binding.